CCCUCUCAACCUCCACAGCCCAACUGAACUUCUGAACCCCAGGGUUCGCUGCCCGGCCCCCUUCAAGCCUCGCGAUGGCGGCUGCGACGGCGGCAGGAGCAGCCGCUGCGGCCGCCUCCAUAUCCUUGUUUGCGUACUACCUCCUCUUCGGCAAGAGCGGCUCCAAGUUCCCAUGGACCCGCACCACCGGCGCGGACGACCGGAGGACGCGGCGGAAGGGCCUCGUGGAGGCCGUCGGCAACACGCCCCUCAUCCGCAUCAACAGCCUCUCCGACGCCACCGGGUGCGAGAUUCUGGGGAAGGCCGAAUUUCUGAACCCGGGAGGCAGCGUGAAGGACCGCGUGGCGGUGAAGAUCAUCGAGGAGGCUCUGAAAUCUGGGAAUCUUGUCUGUGGUGGUGUAGUAACGGAAGGGAGUGCCGGCAGCACGGCUAUUAGCUUGGCCACUGUUGCUCCUGCUUAUGGCUGCAGGUGUCAUGUUGUUAUUCCUGAUGAUGCUGCCGUUGAGAAGUCUCAAAUUAUUGAAGCGCUUGGAGCUACUGUGGAACGAGUGCGUCCUGUUUCAAUCACUCACAGAGACCAUUUUGUCAAUAUUGCAAGAAGAAGGGCAUUGGAAGCCAAUAUAGCAUCAGCACAAACGGAACCUAAUGACAUACAAACUAACGGUUCAGCCUAUCAUGACACUAAAGCGCUGAACUCUAGACAGACUAACGGUUCAGCACAUGCCAGUUCUGAAGUGCCUGACACUGGCAAAUGUUACCCUAAUUCUGAUUCGAAGGGAGGUUUCUUUGCUGACCAGUUUGAAAAUAUGGCAAACUAUCGAGCGCAUUACGAAUGGACUGGUCCUGAGAUAUGGAAGCAAACUAAAGGGACUGUCCACGCCUUUGUUGCUGCAGCUGGUACUGGCGGUACGAUUGCUGGAGUUUCACGAUAUCUUAAGGAAAUGAACAGAAAUGUCCGAUGCUUUUUAAUGGAUCCACCUGGAUCUGGUCUGUUUAAUAAGGUAACUAGAGGGGUUAUGUACACAAAAGAGGAGGCUGAGGGCAAAAGGCUGAAAAACCCUUUUGACACUAUUACUGAAGGAAUUGGAAUCAACAGGGUCACAGCAAAUUUUAUGAUGGCAGAACUGGAUGGCGCUUACCGGGGAACAGAUAGAGAAGCUGUCGAGAUGUCAAGAUUCCUGCUGAGAAGAGAUGGACUAUUUGUUGGGAGUUCUUCAGCCAUGAAUUGUGUUGGGGCUGUAAGAGUUGCCCGGGAUUUAGGUCCAGGACAUACAAUUGUGACAAUUCUCUGCGACAGUGGGAUGAGGCAUCUAAGUAAGUUCUUCAAUGAUGAAUAUCUGGCCAAUCAUGGGUUGACACCAACUGCUACUGGUCUGGAGUUUCUCGAUCAGUGAAAACGUCACAGGGGAAUGCACGAUUUCAGCAAUUUUGUCAUUCUGCGGUCUCUGUCUGAAAGCAAUUGACGAGUGAACACCGCGGCGCUGAAACAUUCCAUCAAACAAGGGAACUGUUGGCUCCAGAUAAUGGACCUCAAAUUUUAUGUCACCCUGAUCGUAGGUUUCUCUGGAAGAUAUAGUUAUGUACUUUAGAGUAGUUGUCAUUACCUUUUAGUAGGGGUUGGGAUAGCCAACCCUGUUAGUAUUAUUGUUUGUCUUCAGACUGUUGUACACUGCCAAUCUUGCUGUUUUUCUUCAGCCUGUUGUACACUGCUCAAGUCACCAAUUCAUCUUUCUAUGCAUACGCAGUUACUCCCUC
Messenger RNA from Hordeum vulgare subsp. vulgare (domesticated barley), 1755 nucleotides. RefSeq names its product cysteine synthase 2. Lineage: Eukaryota; Viridiplantae; Streptophyta; Magnoliopsida; Poales; Poaceae. The coding region runs from base 75 to 1394 and encodes 439 amino acids. The record is from RefSeq and is a predicted model, not a curated record. The transcript is spliced from 6 exons. Gene Ontology annotation, cellular component: cytoplasm. Gene Ontology annotation, molecular function: cysteine synthase activity.